Molecule: messenger RNA, 3934 nt
Organism: Tarenaya hassleriana
Lineage: Eukaryota; Viridiplantae; Streptophyta; Magnoliopsida; Brassicales; Cleomaceae
Product: type II inositol polyphosphate 5-phosphatase 15
Exons: 10
Coding region: 81-3557 (1158 amino acids)
Biological process (GO): phosphatidylinositol dephosphorylation
Molecular function (GO): protein binding; phosphatase activity
Source: RefSeq, a predicted model, not a curated record
UUUCCUUGUGAAAAAUCCCGGAGGGGAGCGAAGAACUCGUUUCCCGAGUCUGCUGAAGUCGACUUGAAGUCCAGAGAUCCAUGGAAGAUCGUCGGAGCGAUCAAGAUGACGACGUCUUCUCCUUCUUCACGACUCCCUACGAUUCCACCUCCUCUCCGGCGGAGCCGGCGACUGCAGUCGCUACUCCGUCCAGUAUUUUCAACCGUCGCUCGUAUUCCUCCUCCUCGUCUUCUUCCGGCGACGAAUCUCAGCCUUUUCAUCCUUCCAUCGACGAUACCAACAAGCGCAUCGACUACAUGAUCCAGUUUCUCGACCGGAGGCUCAGCGACCAGGUCAAUUUCGACGAGAUCGGACCGGUGAGCGGCGGCGUCGGCAGCGAUGGAAACGGUUUCGACCGAUCCGGUUCGUUACCGGAAUUUGUCGGGAAAGGAGGCGGAACCGGGAUCUUCAAGGCGCCGGUUAGGUCGGCUGUUCAUCCGAACCGGCCGCCGAGUCUGGAGGUGAGGCCGCAUCCGUUGAGAGAAAGUCAAAUUGACCGGUUCUUGAGGACGAUGACGAGCACUGAGAACCAAUUGUGGGCUGGAGGUGAAGACGGUGGCGUAAAGGUAUGGGAGUUUACUGAAUUGUACGGUACCGGCGGUGGUGGGGAGGAAGAGGAUUCGGUGCCGUACAAGGAGUCUGCGGCGGCGGGAGCUGGGUCUGCAGUGCUCUGUAUGAUCGGAGACGCCGGGAGCAGAGUUGUUUGGAGCGGGCACAGAGACGGAAAGAUCAGGUGUUGGAAAAUGGGGGCUGAGCAUGGUUUUGAGGAAGCUUUGUCAUGGCAGGCUCACCGUGGUCCUGUUCUCUCCAUUGUUAUGUCAUCUUACGGAGAUAUAUGGUCAGGGUCAGAAGGAGGCGCUAUCAGAAUUUGGCCAUGGGAAGCCCUUGGAAAGUCUCUUUCUCUGACAAUGGAAGAAAGGCACAUGGCUUCAUUAUCGGUAGAGAGAUCGUAUAUUGACCCGAGGAACCAGGUUGCGGUCAAUGGAUAUACGAAUUCAUUGACAUCAGACGUUAAGCACCUGCUAUCUGAUCAUACAAGGGCAAAAAUAUGGAGUGCCAGUCCUAUGUCAUUUACUUUAUGGGAUGCUCGCACAAAGGAUUUGCUUAAAGUAUUCAAUAUAGACGGGCAGCUUGAGAAUCGAGUUGACACUUCACUUUUUCCUGAUUUUGGAGCUGAAGAAGAGGUGAAGAUGAAGAUUGUAACUGUCACAAAAAAAGAGAAAACACAAUCUUCUCUUGGUUUCUUUCAGCGCUCUCGCAAUGCACUUAUGGGAGCUGCUGAUGCUGUUCGUCGUGCGGCAGCUAAAGGGGGGCUUUGUGAUGAUAAUAGGAGAACUGAGGCAAUUGUCAUAUCAGUUGAUGGAAUGAUUUGGACUGGAAGUGCAAAUGGUACGCUUGUACGAUGGGACGGAAAUGGUGGCCGUUUGCAAGAGUUCUCGUACCAGUCUUCUGGUGUUCUCUGUUUGUGCACGUUUUGUUCUCGACUGUGGGUUGGUUAUUCCAAUGGUACUGUUCAGGUAUUGGACCUCGAGGGAAACCUGCUUGGAGGAUGGGUAGCACAUAGUGGUCCUGUAACAAAAAUAGCAGUUGGGGCUGGUUAUGUAUUCACCCUUGCAAAUCAUGGGGGUAUACGAGGAUGGAAUGUUACAUCUCCUGGUCCCCUUGACAAUGUCUUGCGAGCAGAGUUGGCUGGAAAAGAGUUUCUAUACACAAGGAUAGAGAAUUUGAAAAUAUUAACGGGUACAUGGAAUGUUGGACAAGGGCGAGCAUCAACCGACUCACUUGUGUCCUGGUUAGGCUCUGCUGCAUCUGGAGUUGAGGUCGUAGUAGUUGGGUUGCAAGAAGUUGAAAUGGGAGCAGGGGUUCUUGCAAUGUCGGCGGCAAAAGAAACUGUGGGGCUUGAAGGUAGUUCGCUUGGGCAGUGGUGGCUGGAUAUGAUCAGCAGAACUUUGGAUGAGGGUUCAACGUUUGGACGCGUUGGCUCUAGACAGCUGGCAGGGUUGCUCAUUGCUGUCUGGGUUAGAAACAAUCUCAAACCUCAUGUUGGAGAUAUUGACGCUGCUGCAGUUGCAUGUGGUUUUGGGCGAGCAAUUGGUAACAAGGGAGCUGUAGGCUUGCGACUCAGAGUUUAUGAUCGAGUAAUGUGCUUUGUCAAUUGUCAUUUUGCUGCACAUCUCGAAGCCGUUAACCGUCGGAACGCUGACUUUGAUCAUGUUUAUCGGACAAUGGCCUUUUCACGGCAAUCUAAUGGGAAUUCCGGGGCUGGUAUGCUGCCAUAUCUAUUUCUGUCAUGCUGUGUUGCCUACUCCGUUUAUCAAUUUUGGCCUAUUCAUUGGUCUCUCUUGUUAUUGGUCUCCUCCAUUGCAGCUGGUGCUUCAUUUGGAGUUUCAGUGCCUCGUGGGGGAAAUGCUGUGGGUGUUGGCACAGUUGAACCAAUGCCAGAGUUAUCUGAGGCAGACAUGGUCAUAUUUCUUGGAGAUCUUAAUUAUCGUUUGGAUGAUAUAACUUAUGACGAAGCAAGGGAUUUUAUUUCUCAAAGAUGCUUUGAUUGGCUAAGAGAAAAGGAUCAGCUACAUGCUGAAAUGCAAGCUGGGAAUGUAUUUCAAGGGAUGCGUGAAGCAGAUAUCAGGUUCCCUCCCACGUACAAGUUCGAAAGACACCAAGCUGGUCUAGCAGGAUAUGAUUCCGGGGAAAAGAAGCGUAUUCCUGCAUGGUGUGACAGGAUUCUAUAUCGAGAUAGCAGGAAAAAUUCGGGAUCUGAUUGCAGUUUGGAGUGUCCCAUUGUCUCUUCUGUAUCACAGUAUGAUGCCUGCAUGGAUGUGACAGACAGUGAUCACAAGCCAGUUCGCUGUGUCUCUAGCAUCAAGAUAGCUCGUGUCGACGAAUCGAUCAGGAGACAAGAAUUCGGGGAAAUCAUGCGCUCGAACAAGAAAAUCAAAGUAAUGCUUGGAGAGUUAAGCAAGGUUCCAGAAACAAUCGUUAGUACCAACAAUAUAAUCCUCCAAAACCACGACACUACUCUUUUGCGUAUUACGAAUAAAAGCGAGAAGAAUAGUGCUUUCUUCGAAAUAAUCUGCGAUGGUCAGUCUCAUAUCAAGGAGGAUGGUCACGCAUAUGAUCACCAUCCAAGAGGCUCCUUCGGGUUUCCCCAAUGGCUUGAGGUUUAUCCGGGAACAGGUAUAAUCAAGCCAAACCAUAUAGCGGAAGUUUCGAUACAUCUCGAGGACUUCCCGACAGUGGAAGAGUUUGUGGACGGCGUUCCUCAAAACUCGUGGUGUGAGGAUGUCCGAGACGAGGAAAUCAUAUUAGUGGUCAAGGUCCGGGGCCGCUUCUCUACCGAAACACGAAACCACAGAAUCCGCGUGCGUCACUGCCUGUCCGCAGCAAGAAAAUCAGGCCAACGAUCCGAAAACCCCAUGGGAAAAGCCCCGGUUAACGUCCUACCGAGAUCGGACUACCAACGGUUUAGCAACACACACGACAUGGUCGAGCAGUUAAGGAACUUGCAUAGUCCGUAGUGGUAAGUUGUGGUGUUUGAUAUUAAGCCGAAGAGCUCAACAAAACACUCAUUCCGGUUUGCAAGUGUACAGUCAGAGCAAAUGCAGAAGCAAAAGGCUUUCACGCCAUUUGUACUAUUCGUUUCGUUUUUUUUUUCUCUCUCCUUUUCUUGCUAAUAUAAUAAUAUAUAUUAGUGUGAAAAAAAAAUGCUGGGAUUUAGCUGCUUAUUGUUUUUUUUUUCUUUUUUGCUUAAGAGGCUAAUUACGGUGCUCGUACCGUUGUGUUAUUUUGUAACUGUGUUUUGUUUUUGCCUAUUUUUUUAAUGAUCAGGUUGUAAUAUGUAAUGCUUUGUUUCUCUAGUUGUGUUUGUCAUUACUACUAAAUAAUCUUUCUGAUA